AAAGAAGGUUUGGGAGGCGUCCUUAUAAAACCACAACAGGAACGCGUCUAAAACCUCUGGCCCGCAAGACCGACUUAAACUCGGAACGCGAAUUCAGCGAGCGGAGUUUUCCCGCCGGAGUCUGGGUCUGAGGCGGCCUUCCUCCUGCGCAGGCGCAGUGCCACCUACAGAGCAUGGAAGCGGUGGCUUUUCUGUGUGUGGCAGCGGCGGCCCUAGGAUGGGGCUUCCUCCGGGUUUGGGACUCUUGGGAAUGCGUGAAGAGUCAGGAGCCGGCUGGCGUGCCGGGAGACGGAAGCAGGACCCUCCUGGUGAUCGCGCACCCCGACGAUGAAGCCAUGUUCUUUGCUCCCACUGUGCUAGGCUUGGCCCGCCUGCGGCACCGGCUGUCCUUGCUCUGCUUCUCUGCAGGAAAUUACUACAAUCAAGGGGAGAUUCGUAAGAAAGAACUCUUGCAGAGCUGUGAUGUUUUGGGGAUUCCACCCUCCAGUAUAAUGAUUAUUGACAACAGGGAUUUCCCAGACGACCCAGCUGUGCAGUGGGACGCAGAGCGUGUGGCGAGCGCCCUCCUCCGGCACAUAGAAGUGAACAGCAUCAACCUGGUGGUGACUUUCGAUGCAGGGGGAGUAAGUGGUCACAGCAAUCACGUUGCCCUGUAUCACGCUGUGAGGACCCUACACUCAGAAGGGAAGUUACCUAAAGACCCCGGAUGUGCUCUUCGUGCUCACCAGCGAAGAAGUGGCCCGGGCCAAGAAGGCCAUGUCCUGCCACCGCAGCCAGCUGCUCUGGUUUCGCCGCCUCUAUGUGCUCUUCUCCAGAUACCUGAGGAUCAACUCUCUGCACUUCCUCUGAAGCAGGAGACUUUUCCGGGCCACGGAAGAAGGGAGCAGAAGGAGCCCAGGAAGCCCGGGGCCUGGCCGUCAGCUGGCUCCCCCGCCUGAGCCGAGGGAGAGCCCAGGGUAGGGGGCCCUUCGAGAGCUCUGCUCAUCGUGCCGGAGCCUCACAAACGGGCGGGCUGACGGGUCGUCCAAGCUUGAGCUUCUUCGUCUCGGGGGAAAAAAACCACAGCGGCCACAACCAAACGAACCCAAGGAUAAUAAUGGCUACCCCGCUAGAUCCUCAAGUUCUUGUGAAAAACAGGUUAUGUACAGACACAAAGUAUGUCAAACACGUAGCGCAGAGCCUGCCAGGGUUACAGAUGAAGGUAAUCAGGUGCAUUGA
This is a messenger RNA of Suricata suricatta (meerkat), 1218 nucleotides long. RefSeq names its product phosphatidylinositol glycan anchor biosynthesis class L (gene PIGL). Gene Ontology annotation, biological process: GPI anchor biosynthetic process. Gene Ontology annotation, molecular function: N-acetylglucosaminylphosphatidylinositol deacetylase activity. Gene Ontology annotation, cellular component: endoplasmic reticulum. The coding region runs from base 174 to 938 and encodes 254 amino acids. The record is from RefSeq and is a predicted model, not a curated record. NCBI's taxonomy places the organism in Eukaryota, Metazoa, Chordata, Mammalia, Carnivora, Herpestidae. The transcript has 7 exons.